Molecule: messenger RNA, 1755 nt
Organism: Seminavis robusta
Lineage: Eukaryota; Bacillariophyta; Bacillariophyceae; Naviculales; Naviculaceae
Source: the annotation of a GenBank genome assembly
AUGCCGCCGAACCCUGCGAUUCCAAUUCCGAGCUUUGGCACUGUGACUCCUUCCGUGGACGGAUCGCCGGAAAGCACCAAUAUGCCGACUACUUGUCCUUCGAAUGAUUCCGUGGUAGUAGUCCGAGUCCCAGCUCGUUGGAAUGUGUCAUUGCUGCUACAGUUGGAAAUUGGUCUGCAGCAUUGGUUUCGCAAGCAGGGUAAAAAUGCCACGAUGACCAUGCAAGUUUUUUUGGCGGUGGUUCGCAAACUGGAUUGGCAACAACACGAGGCUCCCAGCAAAAGCAGCAAGCCAGCCAACCAUUGUGACAAGCACAAUCAAUUAGUAGCUGACUUGUCCAAGGAAGAACGCUUGAUGCACGAUCUACUGUGUGUGGCUGCCAAUCCUUCGAGCAAAGAUCCGCUCUACAAAGUCUAUUUCGAUAAGGAUGGUGGUCUGAAACAACUCCAAAGCUCGGUCGAAAAAUUGAAACGCCUCUUGGCGCAGACGAUAACCUUGGAGGAAGCAUGGAGUCACGAAGUCUCAGCCUUGAUUCGAAAAGUUGUACCGAAAAAAGAAACCAGUAACCAACAGGAAAACAACAGCAUCAAGACUGCCAGCAUCCUCCCGAAAGCGCCUUCCGCUGUCAUUACCAAAGACAUGACACUCGAGGAACGUGUCCAUGCCCGAGCCAAAGUCAAACAAGAACAGCAACUUUUGAAAGAAGGGCUGACUUCUUCUUCUCUAUCACAACCACUCAACGACAACAGCAGCAUGAUGGAUCGGAUAUGGAUGAUUCAACUGGCCGAUGCUCUCUGGAACCAUGCGACUGGCAUUUUGAAUCGUCAGAAUUCUACGAGAAAUAUGCCUAGCAAAUUGGCGAGCAAUUCUCUUUUUCAUUCUACUACCAGUACUGCCAAUCAACCUCAUCGCAAGAAACAAAAGACCGAAAAGACCCAAUGCAUUGUCAUGACAUUCAAGGACGUCAUUCAAACCCUCUCCAAAAGUCGCAUGGGAGAAACUUCGCCCGUAAAAAUUGCCAAAGCAAUCUCCGAGUUGCAAACCUAUUCUCCCAAAUGGAUUUCUGUCAUCUUUGGCAGCAGCAGCAACAGCAAGGUUGGCAAGCAAAAGAAACAAUCGUUCAAAUGGCAUCUCACCAAUACCACGAUCUUUAUCAAGCCGGAAAUCUAUAAGAAACACGUUCGGGCGCAGCUGAAUGGUAGUCCUGCAUCCAAAACCGACGAAAAGCAACCUCCCAUAAGCCAGGACAUUGCCACCGAAACUACCAAAGCCGAACCCAGCCGGAAACGGGCUUCGCCGGUCGCCAAGAACCUCCUCACUGAUUUUGAGUGUGCCAAGAUACCCACCACCAACAAAACAGACUCGACUGUCGUCACUCACAAGGACAAACGCAUCAAAACGGAAACAGACGACUCGGUGACGACAAGAUCCUCCAAAAAAUCCUUGUGUCAACGUGCCAACAUAACGGCACGGAUUGCAACUGACCAGGCGGCCCCCUCUUUGAACAAGAAACGGGAGCGGGAAGUCGCCACUGAAGAGCCUGCCAUUAUUCCCAAAACACCCUCAUCGCCACCAUCCAGCCCUGGCAAGCACCACAAGUGUCUUCGAAUCAAGAACAGACUUCGCAUCAACCCUCACCACACACUCAUGGAUGAGGAUGACACUGGUGGGAUUGUCAUUUUUCCGAGCAUUGAUGCCAGUCCGAACCAGCUCAGAUCGCUCUUUUGGAGAUUGAACCGGGGCGAGAGAAUCUAG